AUGUUCAUCACCUCCAAAGUGAUCGCUGCCCUGAUGGGCGCCUCCAUGGUCAACGCCCACAUGAUCAUGAGCAGCCCCACCCCUUACAGCAAGGACACUCUCAACAACUCGCCUCUGGCAGCAGACGGCAGUGACUUCCCAUGCAAGCUUCGCGACAACGCUUUCGAGGCCCCCGAGACCGAGACAAUCAUCGCUGUCGGCGAGUCCCACCCUCUGACCUUCGUCGGUAGCGCCACCCACGGCGGCGGUUCCUGCCAGAUCAGUCUGACCACCGACCUGAAGCCCUCCAAGUCUUCCGAGUGGAAGGUCAUUAAGUCCUUCGAGGGUGGCUGCCCUGCCAAUGUCGACGGCAACAUGUCCGGCGGCCCCGACGCCCCCGAUCCCUACACUUUCGACUUCAAAAUUCCUGAGGGCAUCGCUGCUGGCAAAUACACCCUCGCCUGGACCUGGUUCAACCGCAUCGGCAACCGUGAGAUGUACAUGAACUGCGCCCCCAUCACUGUCUCGGGUGGCUCCUCCAAGCGCUCCGAGGAACUCGAGAGACGCUCUUCUAGCUUCCCGCCCAUGUUUGUCGCAAACGUCAAUGGCUGCACCACCAAAGAAAGUGUUGAUAUCCGCUUCCCUCAGCCAGGUGACAAUGUCGAGUAUAAGGGUCAACCCGGCAACCUCGCCGCCGAGGGUUCCGAGGCUUGCACCGGUACCCCUACCUUCGGUGGCUCCGGUGUUACCGGCUCCUCGGGCUCUAGCUCUGGCUCAUCCUCGGGUUCUCCCUCGGGCUCUAGCUCUGGCUCAUCCUCUGGCUCAUCCUCCGGCUCACCCUCUCCCCCGGCAGAGAGCGCCCCCACCGCAGCCCCGGUCCCAGAAUCUACUCCGUCGAGCAUCCCCGCCGAGCCCGAACCCGUGUCCUCCCCAGCACCUGUCCCAGCUCCCGCGACAACCUCUUCAUCCUCCGGCUCUGAAUCUGGAUCUGCCUCCGGCUCUGUCUCCGGUGCCGUGACGGGUAGCUGCAGCCCCGAGGGCCAGUGGAACUGCAUUUCAGGCACCGCCUUCCAGCGCUGUGCUUCUGGCACCUGGUCCGCUGCCCAGCCGAUGCCGGCCGGCACUCAAUGCAAUGCUGGUGUGAGCGAGGAGCUUGCUAUCAGUGCCACUAUGAAGGCGCGUCAUGUCUCAAGCAUGCGCUUCCGCAACCGCGCCUUCGGUCACCACGCCCACGCUUAG
Molecule: messenger RNA, 1218 nt
Organism: Penicillium egyptiacum
Lineage: Eukaryota; Fungi; Ascomycota; Eurotiomycetes; Eurotiales; Aspergillaceae
Source: the annotation of a GenBank genome assembly